Molecule: messenger RNA, 522 nt
Organism: Macrosiphum euphorbiae (potato aphid)
Lineage: Eukaryota; Metazoa; Arthropoda; Insecta; Hemiptera; Aphididae
Source: the annotation of a GenBank genome assembly
AUGUUAGCACAGUUCAAAAUAUUGAGAUUGGUAUUAGUGGCAAUACGGAUGGUGAAGAUCAAUUACCAAAAACUCCAGAAUCUCAAUCUGCAAUUCGCAAAUUUACAAAAAAACGUACAACCAAAACUCCGGAAUCACCAAAAAAUGCAAAAAAGAGAAAAUUAUAUAGCUAAUACUACACAAACCCAUUCUGUUGAUGCUCUUUUAGCAGGCCUUUCACCCACACUCAAAUCAUUUACGCCAUACUAUUUAAACAUAGUGAAAUCAAAAUUGUUUUCUAUAGUUCAAGAAUAUGAAAUGCAAAUGAUUUUUGACGAAGAAAAGAAAAAAACAACUUUUUUGACACCAUAUCCCACACAUUUUCUACCACCUCAGCAACAGAUUGUUCGAGAGUAUAAUCAAAACUUUCCAUCAAGUUCUUCACAACAUCUUAACCACAAGACUUAUCCUAGUACUCAAUUGCAAAACGAUAUGUCAUCACCAAGUGUAUCAAAUUAUUCUUCUUCACCACCUUCUCCAUAA